Penicillium waksmanii is the source of this 1752-nucleotide messenger RNA. RefSeq lists its product as uncharacterized. NCBI's taxonomy places the organism in Eukaryota, Fungi, Ascomycota, Eurotiomycetes, Eurotiales, Aspergillaceae. Bases 1 to 1752 code for a protein of 583 amino acids. The record is from RefSeq and is a predicted model, not a curated record. The transcript is spliced from 8 exons.
AUGCAUAUUCUUCAAGUCCUUCAAUUCGUUGGGGCUGCAGCUGCACUUUAUGUUCCAUGCAAUGACGCAGACGGGCUUGAUUCUGGUGGGGUAUCUAAGAUUCCUCUCUCCCAGGGCUGUUCGAACGCAAGUAUUGUUGAUGGUGAUUGGCUCACUGUUCAAUGUGACGUGGGUGCAAAACUUGGCACUUUUGGUAUUCACCUGAAUGAUUGUCUCGGGCCAGGGGGGGGUGCAAUGGGGUCUUGCGACUCAGACCAAUGCACCGUCAUUGUUAAGAAAGGCGACAGUGCCACAAUGGAAUGUCAUGCAGAUAACUGCGAGGGUACAGUCGAUCUUGACAAGGUUAUUACCUACAGCGGCACUUGGCUCGAGACUUUCGGUAAAUUAGGAAGUCAUGGAACUGUUAAUUCUAAAAGAGACGAUGAGGAUACAAAGGAAAAAUACUCCAAAUUCUGCGAUUCGGCAAACUUUAACAAGGACCAAUGGGAUGAAGCUGAUUUGGGAACCGAGCUCGUAGCCCACAACUAUAAGAACUUCAUGGAUGCGCUCCGAGACCGGGUGGAGGGUUUCAAAGGAUAUGAGGGCUGUAACGCAGAUGAUGGAUGUGAUGAUGUCGAGCCUGAUGACGAGGUUUGCCAUAUGGCCGAUUUGAACCCAAUGUGGCUCAUGUUCAUGCGCUCACUCAAGCACUAUUCAGCCUGGAUUAUGGCAGUACAGGAUGGACUCCUCCAGGGUGGAGACUAUGCUAGAGACAAUGCCACGAAUGUUAUCCAUCAAUUUAGUUCGCAUGUGGACGAAAGCAGCAACGAGGUUGGGAACAUCCUUGUGAUGGCUGCAGGUCUUUUGGGCGCUUUCGGCGCUGUUAUCCCUGGUGGGAGCGCGAUUGCAGGAGUUGGAUCUGGUAUGAGCACCAUCGGAGUUGGACUUGCCAAUAUCGCAUCAACUGAUGACAAUGCGAAGAGGGUCCAAAAUAUGAUUCUACGUGGAGAUGCCAUGACACAGCGAAUUGACGAUAUUACGACUACAAUGCGCGAAUACGUUAACACAUGGGGCAUUGAUCUAUAUGCCAAGCCUGUUUGGCACGACAAUGAUGCCUACAAUGCGGAUUGGUAUUCUGACCAAGACAGAAGUUUGCCUAGUCUCCUCAAAGACGGAGCAUUUGUCGAGGGGCACACCAACGAUGUCGCUGCGGAGAUUGCCAGUGCAUAUGGCACGAAAGUGAACGUCGGUGCCCUGGCGUAUGCUUGGUAUCAAGAGAAUGUCUUUAUUAUUAAGCUUUCUGACUCCGUUCAGGGCACUAAGCCCUGUGAUAUUGACUGGGAGUCUACUUUCGAGACUACUUACACAUGCAUUGAUGAUGUGGCAUACGUCUUCCAUAAGGCCAAGACGUCUAACAACAACGGGAUAACGACUUCCCCUAUUGACAAGCCUCCAAACAUCGACAACCUGGACGACUUUGAUCUGCCCAAUCAGGAAACUCUCAUCAAUGCGGCUAUCAAUUCGCAAGAUCUUGGGGGAUACCUAAAGGAUUGGACAGCGGUAGAUAUGCUCGAGGACUGGCCGGAGGUGGACACCACCAAAAUUUUCAACUUGCCAAUUUGUGAAUUGAAAGUUGGCAGUACGAUAAAAGGCCAAAAGACGACUAAUGUUGAUUGGUUGGUUUUUAACGCAAUUGGAGAUUGCACAGAUCAGAAGGACAAGUUUGGCACGGAAUUUCCUUAUUCUUUUAUAUCUGGCUACUAUGACUUUUAG